AUGGUUUCAGAGACAUUUAUCACUGAAUUGGCUACGUCAGCAGAGAGAAAUCUGGCUAUAGGUUUCAGAUACAAUGGGCUAUCUGUGAUCUACCUCAUCUUCCUGCUAAUUCUCCCACUGUGCCCCAGACCAAAUGAUAUUACAAUGCAAGGGUUCACUGGGCACUUGCUUAGAACCAUCAGCUAUACCAGCUUCAUUUUCCUUAUGUUACAAGUGUCUUUUCAAAUUGCUUUCUACUACUUACCACCUAAUGAUUUUUUUGGGGAGGAAGUGCUGUCACAUUUUGGUAUUGUACGGUUUAGCAGGCUUGAUGCUGGAAACAUUAUACAUCUUUUGGCUCCUGACAUUGGCAUGUUUCUCUUUGGUCUGACUGUCAUGCUGCUUUGCCGUAAGACAGUGAAACUCAACAACCGGGAAAGUGAGCUUCCAUCUGGAGACCAUGAUCAGUUCUCUUCGGAUGAGGAAGAAGACAUGAAAGAGACGGAAUCUGAAGCAGAAACUGAAGAUACUGAGGACAUAGACAUUGGUUGUCUGCUUGAAAAGGAUUGUUUAAGAUGCUGCCAUUCAGGUUUCUUUCUGAAAUUCACUUUGUUCCUAACAGACUUGGAGAUUCUUUGUGAAGACACACUUAGAACUGCUGGCAAAGUCUUCAUUAUGCUUCUGUUAGGCUCAACAGAGCACACAAUAUAUUCUGAAACCUCACAAGAAGUUAAUGAAAAAUGUAACAUGGAAAAAAAAUCUGGUGCAUUCUUAGCAUUGGCACAAUUCAUUGCAAAUCAGAGCUAUGUCAUUGCAUUGAUUACUAUGAUGGUUUGGAGUAUCACCUACAACAGCUGGCUAACUUUUGUUCUGCUAAUCUGGUCCUGUAUAAUUUGGAUGGUACAUGACCGUCAUCUCUAUGCCUUGCGCAGUUUACCUUUUCUUGUCAUCUAUGGAAAUGUACUGGUGAUUCUUAAUUUUAUUGUGGGACUGAAUCUUUCGCAAGAGGAAUUAUUUCCAGGAGUAGCAACUUCAUUACUCAUUGACUUAGAUUUGAAACCUUAUUCUCUUCCCUGUGUCCAUCUGGGAGCCAAGAUUUUAUAUCAGUUAACUUUCUGGUUAUUGUUGAGGCAGUAUGUGAUGCAAAUACAGAAGCAAAAAGAGGAGGAAUUUCUUAAAGAAGUGAUAGUACAUCAAACUGAAAUGGGCACAUCGCAAAAUCUGAUUAUAGAAAUACUCAGUUCUAUAUUUAAGAGGAUCCUAGUAAAAUACUGGAUAUACUUCUGUUCCAUCAUGUUCUUUAUUGUCAGCUUCAAUGGCAAAGUGGUCCUGUAUAAAAUUCCUUACGUUAUAUUUUUUCUGUUCUGUGUGGCUUUAUAUCAGAUUCAUUAUGAAGGAUGGCGACGAAUCCUGAAGGGAUUUUGGCUGAUAAGUGUCUCCUAUUCAAUGAUAAUCCUCAUUGCUUUAUAUACUUACCAGUUUGAGAUGGUUUCUGAAUUUUUCCUAAAAACUUUGGAAAUAUCAGAGGAAAGAUUAAAAGAUUUGGGCCUUGAGUGGUUCAGCACAAAGGAACUUUUUGCAAAGAUUAUAUUACUCUGUGCCUUUCUUCUGGUUUGUAUUGUUCAGCUGCAUUAUUUCCAUAAAGAUUUCCUGAAUAUCAUAGAUCUGACCAAUAUUUCUGUGAAUCCAUCUUCUUCAUCUGCCAGUGACAAGCAAAUGGAAAUUCUUGUGUGUCUUUUGGCUAAUAGGGUUAAAGAAACACUCCAAAAACUGCAAAGUGGGCUGGCUCCUGAGCCAUUACAACAGUCUUUUCCAGAUGGACUGGACAAGUCUGAGAAUACCACAGAAAAUGAGGUAAAGAGGAAUAAAUGGGCAGAAGAGGUAGACAAUUUGGCACUUUGUCUUCUGAAGAUCAUAGCAAUAGCUCAGGAUAUGCAGGUGUUUGCAUGGAGAUUUCUGGAGCUGCACAUCCUUAAGAUUGUGUCCACUUGCACUAUCUGGAUCACACUUCAAGAGGUGUGUUUGAUGAAUUACGUUUUCUUUCUUGUGUGGACAUUUGCUAUUCCUUAUUCCAAAUUUCGUCUGUAUGCCUCAAGAAUCUGUACAUUUUGGUCUUGUGUGAUGGUCAUCUGUAAAAUGUUAUAUCAGCUAAAAUUUAUCAAGCCCUGGAAUUAUUCCUCAAACUGCACUCAGGUCAGUGAUCUGCAUUUGAAUAUAACUUACCGUUCUAUCAAUGUUGAUGAGUUUUUGGAGAAAUCAUCUUUGUACGUAGCACCAAUUGACCCAGCACUUUGGAUUGGAGGGCUGAUGAAGUGCAGUGACAAUAUUUUUCUUUCUCUAAAGAACCAUCUUACCAUUCUGAUUCUAAUGGCUUUAGAAGCAACUGUGUAUCGCCACCAAUAUUUUUACUGGACUCAGAAUCAAAUAUUACCACCUGUCACAGGUAGCCUUUUUAAUAAUAUUGGCCGGGAGAACUUGGACGAAGGGCUACUCAACUGCAUCAAAUACUGUCUCAACUAUAGUUUUUACAAAUUUGGACUGGAGAUAUGCUUUGUGGCGGCAGUUAAUGUGAUUGGGCAACGCAUGGACCUCUAUGCACUUAUCCAUGCAAGUUGGCUGACUUACCUGUUGAGCUACCGUCAGAGGAAAGCAAUAGCCCAAGUCUGGCCAAAAUACUGUUUCUUCCUUGCCAGCAUUGUGGCCUUUCAGUAUUUGCUUUGUAUUGGUCUCCCACCUGCUUUGUGCCAAGAUUAUCCAUGGAGAAGUUCCCAUUGGUUGUUCCCUUCAAAUCUGAUUAAGUGGCUUUAUCUGCCUGAUUUUGCUGAAAGACCCAAUACUAAUUUUCUCCUGUAUGAUUUCCUUCUUCUGCUUUUUGCUUCCUUCCAAUGGCAAGUUUUUGAAGAUGAGGAUCAGCUUGUAGUCAGGCUGCAAGCUGGAGAUAACUCAGAGAUUAAUCAAGAUUUGGGCCCAGCAGGUCUCAGUGAAUUCAGUUGGGUACCAAACUUUAUCCAUUGCAGAUCUUAUUUGGAUCUGAUGAAAGUGCUUAUAUUCAAGUACCUCUUCUGGAUUGUCCUUUGCCUAAUUUUUGUGACUGCGACAGCCAGGAUCAAUAUUUUCUCUGUGGGCUACUUUGUUGCCUGCUUUUACUUUAUGCACUUUGGACAAAGCCUUCAGCUGAAGCCCCUCAGAGACAUUCUUAGACCAUGGGACUACUUGAUUGCCUACACUACUUUGGUUAUAACAGUAAAGAAUCUUCUUGCUGUUGGAUCAUGUGCAUACCUUAAUAAAUUACAAAUAAACUAUUGUUGGCUAAUUCAGACCUUUGCUAUGUAUUGCACAAUACCAGGAUAUGAAGUAGAUCCACCUAAUAAUGAGAUAUGUGAAUUGCCCAAAAAUGAAGCAGGAAUACUGUGGGAUGCAGUAUGUUUCACAUUCUUGCUGAUUCAGAGAAGAGUUUUUAUGAGCCACUAUUAUCUCUAUAUUGUGACUGAUCUCAAGGCUACAGAUUUCUUAGCCUCCAGGGCAGCUGAGAUGUUUGAGUUGAAGCUGAAAAAAAAGGUGACUUCUCGGAUGGAACAAAAUAGAAAAGCAACGGAAAUCAUGAAAAAGCAGAUGGACCUGAUUAAACCAAAAUUUAAAAACCAAAGUUCCUGCAAAAUACUAGAAGCAGAAUCUGAUCAGAAAUUGGAAGAGGAGGAUCCAGGAGAUGAUACCAGCAAGAUAGAAAAAAAGAAUAAAAAUAAUUGGUGGCAGCCAUGGGUGACACAUAAUUCAGUGGUUCGAAGUGGGAGCUAUUGCCUUUUUGAUACAGAUAGUGAAGAUGAAGAAGGACAUGAACACUCUGAAAUGAAAAAAAAAGAAUUAUUUAAAAAGAAAACAGCAUGGCAGCUUGCAUAUGAAGCCUCGAUGAGGAAUACAAAAUCAGCUCAAAAUAUGAGAGAGCAAGAUGAAAUCAGUAGUCAAAAAAAUACAAAAGAGGAGGAAAGGAAAAACGAGCAAUUGCCAGGGAUUGAAAAAGGUAAUGUCAGUUUGGAAUCCUCUGAUGAAAAUAUCGAGAUACUGGCUUCUGAAGAGGACUUGGAUAAGUCAGAAAGUAUUGUGCAAAGAAUAAUCAACAUUAUUAAGCUUAUCUCCAUCUUGAUGCAUGCAUUGAUGUAUGGAACUAUAGAAGCCCUUAAUUCCCUUGUUAAAGAUAAUUUGGACAUUGCUAAUGCAUUGAGGAUGGAAAAACAUAUUCUUUGGCAGCAGAUGAACAAGGGAAAUGAGGUUUCAGUAGAUAUGGUUCUACAACAUUACAGAUUUGAGAAUAAUCAGUCAGUUUAUGGAGAAUAUAAAGCCAAAGUAAUAAGAACUGAGGAAAGCCAAGGCAAGGUAUCUGAAUCUCCACCGACUGAGAAUACUGAGCCUUCAUCUCUGCAACUCAGGAGAGCCAGUGAAACUGACAAAGAUGUAAUGGGGACUGAGAAGAUAGAAGGGGGAAAUGAAAAAGAAGCCCUCUCCCAAGGAUUCACUCUGACCACUUCCUGUGCAGAACCUGCCGUUCUUUCCAGCUCUCCAUCAGAAAUUCAAGAGUCUGCAGAUUCCUUGUUUACUAGAAGUCCAAAAGCCAACAAGCCAUUAGGUGAAAUAUCUCCUAUGAUGACAACCAGUGAGCUGGUGCUUAACAGCAUUCUUCAUGACAAUGAGCUGGAGCAGUCUGAUAAAUUUUACCAGUGCCUUCCUUGUCCCUUGAAGCUGGGAGUUGCUUUGUACCAUGUUAUGGCCUCUACAUCAGAAAUGCUUUGUUAUUUUGUUAUCAUUAUCAACCACAUGGUUUCUGCUUCCAUUCUUACUUCGGUUCUCUCCAUCUUGAUAUUCCUGUGGCCUAUGUUGUCCAUUCCAAGGCCUUCCAAAUUCUUUUGGAUGAUAGCAAUCAUUUACACUGAGAUAAUGAUUGUGAUCAAAUGUAUUUCCCAAUUUGGAUUCUUUCCUUGGUCUUCUAAGUUAUAUUGCAGUAUCAGUGCAGAAGCACCAUUUGCCUUGCCAAAUCUAAUUGGGAUGGAGAAGAAAGACGGAUAUGCACAGUAUGAUUUAGUGCAGCUCCUAGCCUUGUUCUUGCACAGGUACAUCUUGAAGCUUACCCCCAGUGUGCUUUGGAUUUAUCGGCCUAUCAAGCAAUUCUUCUAUGACAUCAUUUAUCUCAAGAGCAGUCCAGUCUGCGAUAUCUAUGGUUACAUCUUUAUUGCUGAUGUGAUUAAUUUUAUUAUUACCAUCUUUGGCUAUGGGGCAUUUGGGAAACAUUCAGAGGAUGAUUUCGCAGAAUCCCUUUUGGAAGAUGAAGUCCCUGUACCUUGGCUUGUGAUACUCUUGAUACAGUUUGGCACCAUGAUAAUUGAUAGGGCACUCUACCUAAGAAAGAACACGUUUGGGAAGUGUGUUUUCCAAAUGAUCUUGGUCUUUGGCGUUCAUAUUUGGAUGUGUUUCAUUUUGCCACAAGUAACACAAAGGAGAUUUAACAGGAAUAGAUUGGCUCAGGUGUGGUAUUUGGUCAAGUGCAUUUAUUUUGGUUUGUCUGCAUAUCAGAUCAAAUGUGGCUACGCAAAUCGGACCACAGGCCACUUUUUAACCAAGAAUUACAACUAUAUAAACCUCUACUUAUUCCAAGGAUUCCGCAUAAUGCCUUUCUUGAUUGAGCUGAAGGCUGCCAUGGACUGGAUCUGGACUGAUUCUACACUCAGCUUGUCCAGUUGGAUCUGCCUAGAGGAUAUUUAUGCAAAUAUUUUCAUUCUAAAAUGUCAGAGAGAAUGUGAAAAAAAAUAUCCCCAACCUCCUGGGCAGAAGAAGAAACCAAUUAUGAAAUCUGUGAUGGGUGGCUUCACUGUCUUCUUACUUGUCUUCAUUGUAUGGUUUCCACUUCUUAUGUCAUUGAAAUCUGUGGCAAAUGUCACCAACCAGCCCCUGGAUAUUUCUGUCAAAAUUACCAUCAGUGGUUAUGAGUCCUUGUUCACCAUGAGUGCUCAGCAACAAAAUCUGGUUCCUUUCACUCGUGCAGCAUAUAACCAAUUAACCGCUCAAUAUGCUCUCUACCCUUUUGCCUCGUACUUUAUAGAUCGGUAUAGCCCAGAGGACAUUGUAAUUGCUAAGAUAAAAGGCAAUGCCAGCCUGCUCUGGAGCAUCAGUCCAGGGAAUCGGAAAGCUAUGAUCGCAGAGCUCUCCAAUUCCUCUGCAGUUUAUGUCAACUUCCACUGGACACUUACCAGGAAUGCUUCUCUUGUGACAAAUAUUGAAGCAUCUGGCGUACAUACCAUGCGAUAUGGAGAGAAGAAAAUAAGGGAUCAAAUCGUUCACAUGCUCUCUGGGACUCGGACUGAACCAAUUAUACUUCCUGGUGUUCUACCAAAAUAUCUCAGAACAACUAAUGAGGCAGAUGCUAAAAUAGCAAAUAGCUUGAAAGUUGAGCAGCACAGGCAUCUGUUCUUUAUCAGGGAGAAAGUGUGGGAAACAGAAAUUAACUUGCUUUCAACAGUUCAUUCCCAGAAGGUAGAAGACAUUGAUGCAAUGGCCUUCUUCAGAAAUAUAACCAUAAAGCUGCAGCGCUUGCCAGACAAGUCUUCAAGUCACGUUUCUGAAUGGUGGAUUGUUAAAGAGCAGAUACCUCUCUGUUUGGAUAACAGAUGCAGCAAGAAUAUGGAGAUUAUAAUUUGUAACGAUAAAGUUAGUCCUUCUGGCCUGGGAUUCAUCAGUGGAUAUGGCAUUGGCGGUCUCUAUAUGUCGUUUGUUUUGGUUAUUGGGAAAUUCAUCCGACAGUAUUUCAAUGGUCUCUCACGUUCCAUCAUGUUCGAAGAGCUGCCCAAUGUGGACCGCAUCCUGAAACUCUGCACAGAUAUCUUCUUGGCCAGAGAGGCUGGAGAAUUGGAGCUAGAAGAGCAGCUUUUUGCUAAACUCAUUUUUCUGUACAGAUCACCUGAAACAAUGAUCAAAUGGACCAGAGAACACAAGGAAAAAUAAAAAGCAGCAUGGACGGGAGAUUACCACUAAGAAACUCUACGAAAAACAGGGCCUGCACUUGGGAGUUGGGCAUCACUUCACAGGACAUCAAGGCAAUGUUGUUUUGGUGUAUUGAAUAUUUAAUCUACAUUGUGGAGGUGUGCAACUACAUGUAAGAUUUAAUAUCCAGGGUGUGAUAUGCAGUUUUAUAUUGCACAGAGAUUGGAAUUUAUAAUGCUGUACAGUGAUUUGGGCCAGGGGAAAUCCUCAGUAAAUGUUAACUGCUCCUAUGAUCCCCCCCCCUUUUAAUUGUAUGCAGUCUGAUUCCAAAUUACCAAUUCAAUUCAACAGGGCAGUAAAGUUAGCAAUGAAUUAGGAAUUAUGUCUUUGUCAAAUAAUUGUGGCAUGAACAAAAUAAAAUGUUACAUAGGCAUACAAAUAAAAUAAAACACAGAAUGACUUUGCCCUAGGAAAAUAAGUGUCUGCCUGAAGGUUAAAAGGUUUUCUAAAUAGUGACAG
Notechis scutatus (mainland tiger snake) is the source of this 7464-nucleotide messenger RNA. Lineage: Eukaryota; Metazoa; Chordata; Lepidosauria; Squamata; Elapidae. The record is from RefSeq and is a predicted model, not a curated record.